AUGCAUAAACAAAGGGUACCAGAAACAACUCAAGAAGAAUUAAACACAGCACUUGAAGCUGCCAAAAACGCGUAUAAAACAUGGAGUCAAAGUACUAUUAUGACACGCCAACAGCUCAUGUUCAAAUUUGCACGAUUGCUCCGAGAAAACCAAAGCAAAUUGGCGGCAAAAAUCACAGAAGAACAAGGCAAGACAAUAGCUGAUGCUGAAGGAGAUGUUUUGAGAGGAAUUCAGUUGGUAGAACAUUGCUGUAGCAUUACAAGCCUUCAACUAGGCGACUGUAUUCAAAAUAUUGCAAGGGACAUGGACACUCAUAGUUACAAAGUUCCUUUGGGAGUUGUAGGAGGUGUGGCAGCUUUUAAUUUCCCAGUAAUGAUUCCACUGUGGAUGUUCCCACCUGCAAUAGUAACUGGCAACACUUGCCUCAUCAAGCCUUCGGAACAGGACCCCGGUGCAACUCUCAUGAUGAUGGAACUGUUGCAAGAGGCUGGUGCUCCGGCUGGUGUGGUUAAUGUUGUACAUGGAACCCAUGACACUGUAAACUUCAUCUGUGACAAUCCAGAUAUCAAGGCAGUAUCGUUUGUUGGUGGUGAUGCAGCUGGAAAACAUAUCUAUAAUAGGGCUUCAGCUGCAGGUAAACGAGUACAAAGUAACAUGGGAGCAAAGAACCACGGUGUGAUAAUGCCUGAUGCUAACAAGGAACACACACUUAACCAGCUCACCGGUGCUGCCUUCGGAGCUGCUGGACAACGGUGUAUGGCUCUCAGUACUGCUGUGUUUGUUGGUGAGGCAAAAGAAUGGAUUCCGGAUCUGGUGAAACGUGCACAGGCAUUGAAAGUUAACGCUGGUCAUAUCCCCGGGACCGAUGUGGGCCCAGUUAUUUCAGUUAAAGCUAAGGAGAGGAUUAUUAGACUGAUGGAAUCCGGUGUCAAAGAAGGUGCUAAACUCGUUCUCGAUGGAAGGGGUAUUAAAGUAUCAGGUUUUGAAAAAGGUAACUUUGUUGGACCCUCCAUACUUACUGAUGUCAAACCAAACAUGGAGUGCUAUAAGGAAGAAAUCUUUGGUCCAGUACUUGUGUGCCUCUUCGUUGAUACCUUAGAUGAAGCUAUUCAAAUGAUCAACGCCAAUCCCUAUGGAAAUGGUACAGCCAUAUUCACUACAAAUGGCGCCACAGCUAGGAAAUUCUCUGCAGAAAUAGAUGUUGGACAAGUAGGAGUGAAUGUGCCAAUUCCAGUCCCUCUUUCCAUGUUUUCUUUCACUGGUACCCGAGGUAGUUUCUUGGGCACAAAUCACUUCUGCGGCAAGCAAGGCAUCGACUUUUACACUGAAUUGAAGACUGUAGUAUCGUACUGGCGUCAAAGCGAUGUAUCCCAUUCUAAAGCUGCAGUAUCUAUGCCAACCCAACAGUAAAAAACCAGUGCCAUUUUAUUACAUGUAAGCAAAAGUGUUACAGCAUUUAUGUUGAUUAUUUAUACAUUCAUGUACAUUGUACAAAUGUAUGUCUUCCAUAAUUGUGAUAAGUAGAAUCUGUUUUAUGGGUGUUGUUUAAUAUUUGCUCAGCAAAUAAAGGUAUAUUUUUUUA
Messenger RNA from Melitaea cinxia (Glanville fritillary), 1582 nucleotides. Its product is annotated as probable methylmalonate-semialdehyde dehydrogenase [acylating], mitochondrial. Gene Ontology annotation, biological process: thymine catabolic process; L-valine catabolic process. Lineage: Eukaryota; Metazoa; Arthropoda; Insecta; Lepidoptera; Nymphalidae. The record is from RefSeq and is a predicted model, not a curated record. Gene Ontology annotation, molecular function: malonate-semialdehyde dehydrogenase (acetylating, [NAD(P)+]) activity; methylmalonate-semialdehyde dehydrogenase (acylating, NAD+) activity. Gene Ontology annotation, cellular component: mitochondrion. The transcript has 9 exons. The coding region runs from base 1 to 1410 and encodes 469 amino acids.